UAUUAUGGCCGCAUACGAAGUAAUUUCCAAGUUAACUUUUCAGUUGAGCGCUGGAACAGCUGAAGAACGCGAGCGUCCAGAUCGGAUCGCCGUCUGAUUCUCGUUCUUAUACUCGAUUUAAGUCGUUAAUUGUCGCGCUAAGUGCUCCGCUUUUAAGUUCUGACCCCAAACACUUGUUGACAUCUCAACAUCGCGAGUUGGGUAAUGCUGUGAAACUCAUCAGUUUAGAUGAUCGAGUUCGUGUUUCUUGACUGGAAUGUCGAUUUCCAAAGUGCAUCUUUGUAUUUAGCCAGUGAUUUCAAGAUAGUUAGCUAUACUUACUAUCUUUUACAUAUAUUUAUGAGAUUGCUGCUGUCGCGUAUCUAAUUCCAACGGUCACGAUUACUUAUUGGGAGCGUUGAAGAGUGAGCUUUCCAGAGCUAAAACUUUCCAGUGAACAGCUGUUUGGGAGCUUUGGGGUUUAUUUUCCCCAUCUCCGAGAGCACUGCACUUUGCAGAGAGUGAGAGCGAGAGAGCGAAAUAGAGCGGGAGUGGGGCAGGUUUUAUCAGCUUGAAGUACGAUUCAUAGAUAAGAAAAAGUCGGCGGCGGGUGUCAAGUCAUUUACACAAUUUAUCGCUUCUUCGCUUUGCGCAAUCGAAUGGAAAAACGGAGUGCACUGCAUUCCGGAUUGGAGUAGAAACCGGAGCACACGGAUCAUCAUCAUGAAUAAACUAAGGGCCCUAUUGCCCGGUCAACACUCGACGAAUGGAGCCUCCCGUCAUUCCGUAACUCUGGAAGCGGAGAUCGGAUUCCAGAUCACAAUCGACAAUCCAAAAAACAGUGAUCAGAACAAGGGCUCUGCUGCAAUACCAGAGCUCAACGUCCACCUCAUCGCCGCCCGACAUCUGCCCUCUCUGUUCGGCUUCAAGAUCGUUCAGGGCUAUUUGAUAAAGGUGAAGCUAUUUCCCGGAUCGAAACGCUUGGACAGCAGUAUUCAGACAAACACGUGGCCCAAGUUCAAUGAAAAUUUCAAGUUUCCCCUGGUGCCAGAUAUCAAAUCCUCUAUGAAGCAUGUAACGCGACGAUCCGCAAAUGGUCAAGCAAAUAACCCAGAUCCGGAACCAGAACAGCUCUUCUCCGGACAGUUUGUGGUCUUUACGGUCUACGCUCUGUUGGAACUUCCGGCAACAAAUUUCAAUCGCUUUAAUAAGACAUACCGCUCGCUGAAGGACAGGAGUACCAGCUUUGUCCAACGAUUCGUCGAUCCAACAGCAAGUGCUCCAAAUGAGGCCAAGACUGAAGCUGGAGGAAAGCCCAAUGAUCAGGGUAAAGUAAAGAAAAAGUCUGACAGCUCCGCAAGGGAUGCAAUGCCACCGCUGACUAUAAGUGAAUCGCGAAGAAAUAUAGGUUCCGUCACCUGCUACCUGGAAUCCAAGCUCUUUCAACGCAACAGCCGAACGGGGUGUUAUUCGUCGGAAGAGUUGUGGCUGCCUAUAAAAGAUAUCACCACAACGGUGGCCAAGUCGUCGCCCAGCAACAACAAUUUUGUUAACUCCACCAAGGGCGUGGUUGAGCUGGCCCUUGAGGUUCGCGAUCUGCUGGAAUGCGAGUCACCGGUGGAGACUUCGAUGCCCCCGCCAACGCCCUCGAACACGCCCACUACGCCGACACCCCCUUCCACCCACUCGGCCAACAAUUGGCAACGGAUGACCGCAGAAGUGAAGCGGAAGAUGGGCAUCAGCAAUGCCGGAAGCUCGGACUCGGGAAGAUACCUGCUCCGGGUGACCACCACGCGGAUGCGCUGCUCCAACAAGGUCAAGGACGAACUGGAGGCCACUGCGAGCUCGGGGGUGUAUGUGAAGACCACGGCCUUCGAGCACGGCAUCUACAUUGAUGCCUGGAAGUCGCCCAUCUUCUUUCCCUCGCUCUCCACCAAAUGGGACGAUGGCUCCGGCGAGGGAAUGAUCGAUAUUCCGCUCCAGAGACUCGAUCAGUUGGAGGACAUAGUCCUUCGAAUUACACUGGCCACCAAGAAGAUGGGCAAGAAACUGGUCCUCGGCACGGUUAUCAUUGGCGGCGAUCAGGCGGGAGAUACGGGUUCCGAGCAGAUGCGCCUCAUCCGGGAAUCCCCGCCAGGUCAAAGGGUCGCCGCCUGGCACUGUUACCACUGAAAUCGAACUCAAAGCUGUACUCCAAGCUGCAAUGUAAAUAAUAGCAAAAAAGUAAAACUUUAGAUAAUUCCUAUCAAAAUUCCUUUGUGCGUCUGGACGUACUCAUAAUGUACUUGCAUUUCGAUCGUUAAAAGUAUUAAAUUUAAUUGCGAAUUGUAAAA
This is a messenger RNA of Drosophila takahashii, 2312 nucleotides long. RefSeq lists its product as uncharacterized. NCBI's taxonomy places the organism in Eukaryota, Metazoa, Arthropoda, Insecta, Diptera, Drosophilidae. The record is from RefSeq and is a predicted model, not a curated record.